Messenger RNA from Trichoderma breve, 414 nucleotides. RefSeq lists its product as uncharacterized. The coding region runs from base 1 to 414 and encodes 137 amino acids. The transcript has a single exon. The record is from RefSeq and is a predicted model, not a curated record. NCBI's taxonomy places the organism in Eukaryota, Fungi, Ascomycota, Sordariomycetes, Hypocreales, Hypocreaceae.
AUGAGAACCAUGUAUCCUCCACAUGUCCCCACUGCCGUCUUCGGCCUCUCUGCUCUGGGCUCUUCCACACCUCUCGUCCCUCGUCAAUACCCAAUCAUCUGUACUGGCGCCGCCGGCGAAACAUCCAAUACUCAAGCCACCAUUGCCAUCGAAGCAUUCUUCGGUACAACCUGGGGUCAAGGCCAGCAGUCAUUCCAGGUCAACCCUUCGGGCUACAAACUCACCGUCGAGGGCGCGACAAUUGGCGUUGGCGUCACUCAAGCCGGUACAGGGGAGAGUCUGGACAUUGGCGUCCCAAAUUUGAUCAACUACUGGAACGCUAUUAAUGCCCAGUGCUCGGAGCAGACUGGAGGGUUAGCGUCUGGCUACGUUGUUCUAUCCGAGGAUAGUAAUUAUGCUGCAUACAUCAACUAA